Molecule: messenger RNA, 1250 nt
Organism: Solanum pennellii
Lineage: Eukaryota; Viridiplantae; Streptophyta; Magnoliopsida; Solanales; Solanaceae
Product: protein trichome birefringence-like 38
Exons: 5
Coding region: 42-1091 (349 amino acids)
Cellular component (GO): Golgi apparatus
Molecular function (GO): O-acetyltransferase activity
Source: RefSeq, a predicted model, not a curated record
UCUCUCUCUCUCUCCCUUUUUUUUCCUCUUGAAAAUAAAAAAUGGUGAAAAUAUUGUUUGAUGAGUUUAUAUUUUUUCUAGUUAUUAUUUUAGCAGUAUUAAUUGGGUCAUCAAAAGCAAAUGGUUGUGAUUUAUUUGAAGGAAAUUGGAUUAUUGAUAAUUCAUAUCCAAUGUAUGAUUCAAAAGCUUGUCCAUUCAUAAGAAGUGAAUUUGAUUGCAUCAAAUUUGGAAGAACAAAUCUUGAUUAUCUCAAAUAUAGAUGGCAACCAAGUAAUGGUUGUGUCUUGCCCAGAUUUGAUGGCAAAGGAUUUUUGGAAAAAUUCAGAGGAAAGAAGAUAAUGUAUAUUGGGGAUUCUUUGAGUCUUAAUAUUUAUGAAUCCCUUUUGUGCUUGCUUCAUGAUGCUGUCCCACAAGCUAAAUAUAAUCAAGUAAUACUUAGAGAAAAUGUCACUGUUACAUUUCUGGAUUAUGAAGUUGAAAUAGUAUUAUUUCAUUCGAAUCUUUUAGUGGACAUUGAAGUUGAAAAAAUAGGACGUGUGUUGAAACUUGAUUCAAUUAAAGAUGGACAGAUUUGGAAGAAUUUUGACCUUUUGAUAUUCAAUACUUGGCUUUGGUAUACAAGAAGACCACCAGGACAACAGUGGGAUUUUGUUGAAUUUAAUGGCAAAAUAUUGAAAGAUAUGGAUCGGGUCGAAGCUUUCCGGGCUGGGCUAAAAACAUGGGCCAAAUGGGUUGAAACAGAUGUGGAUACAACAAAAACCAAAGUUUUCUUUCAAGGAGCAUCUCCGGCCCAUUACCAUGGAUCAGAAUGGGGUGAACCAACAGUGAACAAUUGUUUGAAUGAAACAACUCCAGUGAAUGGAUCAACAUACCCAAGUGGAUUACCAAUUCCAGUAAACAUAGUGAAACAAGAAUUACAAAACAUGUCAAAGCAAAUAGUAAAUUUACUUGACAUAACAAAAUUAUCACAACUAAGAAAAGAUGGACAUCCAAGUAAAUACAAUGGCAACCAUGGCAUGGAUUGUACACAUUGGUGCAUUGGUGGAGUUCCUGAUACUUGGAAUCAAAUUCUUUAUGCUUCUCUAAUUUAAAAUGUUACUAUCAUUUUGUUAACAUAUAGUGGAAUAAUUAUAUGCAAUUAUUCUUAACUUAAGUAUGAUGAUUAUGUGUUUGGGUGCUAGAGGUACACAUUCCUCUUUUUCGUGUUAAAUGAUAAACGAAAAAUAGUUAUACGUAUUUAUUUGUGUCAA